Rhipicephalus sanguineus (brown dog tick) is the source of this 727-nucleotide messenger RNA. RefSeq names its product superoxide dismutase [Cu-Zn] (gene Sod1). The transcript has 5 exons. NCBI's taxonomy places the organism in Eukaryota, Metazoa, Arthropoda, Arachnida, Ixodida, Ixodidae. The record is from RefSeq and is a predicted model, not a curated record. Gene Ontology annotation, molecular function: superoxide dismutase activity; copper ion binding. Bases 189 to 653 code for a protein of 154 amino acids. Gene Ontology annotation, biological process: removal of superoxide radicals.
ACUAAUCUCGCAAGUGGAAAGUGGAGUAUUUAAACGCAGCGAGGGGCGGGGAGAGAGCGAAGUAAACGCCGGUGCGCUGUAGUGAGCCAGUUCGUUCAGGAGACGCGCCGAGUUUACUGCGAAAACCACCGGAUUUCUAAUAAGAGUCGCACCUUUCAGAUAGACGUUGAUCAAUACAGGUUUUUAGUAUGCCGAUCAAGGCUGUUUGCGUGUUGUCCGGAUCGGACACAACCAAGGGAACCCUUCACUUCACGCAGGAGGGUGACGGGAAGCCGGUUAAAGUUGUUGGCGAAAUUACUGGCCUCAGCAAAGGAAAGCAUGGGUUUCACAUUCAUGAGUUCGGAGAUAACACUAACGGGUGUGUGAGUGCAGGUGCACACUUUAACCCGCAUGGAAAGGAGCACGGCGCACCUACUGACGCGAACAGGCACGUUGGAGACCUAGGCAAUGUAGAGGCUGGCGACAACGGAGUUGCGAAGGUGAACAUCGAGGACUCUGUAAUUUCGCUUUGUGGAGAGCACAACAUCAUUGGACGAUCUCUUGUGGUCCAUGCCGACCCAGAUGACCUUGGAAAGGGAGGCCAUGAGCUUAGCAAGACCACCGGGAAUGCAGGCGCACGACUUGCCUGUGGCGUGGUUGGCAUCACCAAAUAAGCUGAGAAAAAAGCACCUAAUAUACCUUGGUCAUGCGUUCAACAUUCGGACUAAUAAACGCCAUUGUUUUUUUU